Messenger RNA from Cuscuta campestris, 809 nucleotides. The record is from the annotation of a GenBank genome assembly. NCBI's taxonomy places the organism in Eukaryota, Viridiplantae, Streptophyta, Magnoliopsida, Solanales, Convolvulaceae.
AUGCAAACCUAUUUGGACAUUGUUCUCACCAUUGUGUCGUCUCUUAAAUUGGCUCAUGAAAAUAUCUCUGAACAAUAUAUUAUCUGGUCAACUACGCCUCCCUCAAGCAAAACAUUCGCACCAAUAUUGCCACAGUCACUUUUAAUCAGGUCUCUUCCUGCCUUCCCUCUGAAGAAUUGAACUUAUCUUUUGAGAAGAAAUUAUCUCAGGGAGACUAUGGCUCUACCUCGUCUGUCAACAUCCAUAAUGCUAUUUUCACCAAUUCUGGACGAGGCACUGGACGAGGCCGUGGCCGUGGGCCGCCACAAGGCCGAGGAGGACCGUACUGCGGCGGUAACCCUGGCGGGGUUGGCUGGCAGCCGCUGUACCGUGACGAUGCGCGCGGCAGAGGUGGCGGACGAGGGGCGUACGUCACAUGUCAACUAUGUGGGAAUCCCGCAAUCCGAAUUGCCGAUCUGUUUAAUACUCCGUAGACAAGUGCUUGGCAGAUCUAUUGCAGGUGCAGGAAAAAAAUAUAAAGAUUUUACGAUUCGGGACUACCUCACCAACCAAGUUCUUUUCAAGGGCCCUUGUGAGCAUGGUCUGUACUCCAUGUCGGCAUCUCACUCUUCUCUGGUGGUCAACUCUAUCAAAGUCACUCCUUACCAAUGCCACUGCCGUCUUGGUCAUCCCUCAGCUCAAGUCACUAAGUCUUUAUUGUCUUAAUUAGGUUUUAAAUUUCAGCAUCUUGAUCAUUGUAUUUCAUGCUCUCUUGCCAAGUCUCAUAAACUCCCCUUCCAUGUGUCUGACACUAAAGCUUCUGCCCCGUU